Haplochromis burtoni (Burton's mouthbrooder) is the source of this 4132-nucleotide messenger RNA. It is a transcript of the gene itgbl1, whose product is annotated as integrin, beta-like 1. Lineage: Eukaryota; Metazoa; Chordata; Actinopteri; Cichliformes; Cichlidae. Bases 338 to 1750 code for a protein of 470 amino acids. The record is from RefSeq and is a predicted model, not a curated record. Gene Ontology annotation, cellular component: cell surface; integrin complex; focal adhesion. The transcript is spliced from 11 exons. Gene Ontology annotation, molecular function: integrin binding. Gene Ontology annotation, biological process: cell adhesion mediated by integrin; integrin-mediated signaling pathway; cell-matrix adhesion.
AAAGAUUGAAACGAAAAAAAAAAUUAGAGAAGCCGUCUGCUUCUAAUUACUUCUCAAACUGGUGACUUAGCUUUUCAUCUUGGCAGGUUUCCCUACUUUAGCUCCUGCCCAGGACUGUGUCUGAGAGUCAAGACUAAUCAAAGGCACUUGUAUGUGGAGGACUGUUGGCCUCUGAAGGAACCGAGCCAGUUCAGGCCAGCCCGCUGCGUUUUCUCUCCUUUACUCCUUUUCUUUUCUUUUCCCUCUCCCUCUCCCUUCUCUUCCUGUCUGUUUCAGGAGUGAAGGAUUGGGGCAUUCCUUCAAGCCACUUUACUUCAGCUUUCUGUGGGAUUUAAACAUGCACACUGAGGUUUUGGUACAGUCCAUGUUAGUGCCGUUCUUUCUGAUCCUUCUCUCUUUCAUUGAGGACUCUUUGUUGCAGUCGGUGAGCCAGGUGGGUGGUGUUUGCAAGCUGUCCACAGAGUCAUCCUUGCGCCGCUGCCGGACGCCUGAUGGUAAGAUUUGCAGCGGAAGGGGAAAAUGUAACUGCGGCAUUUGCAUCUGUGAGGCCAUAGAACCCGGGAAGUUCUUCGGUCCGCGCUGCGAGUGCCACGACUGGGUCUGUGCUACAUAUAAUGGGAAAACCUGCAACGACCAAGGCUACUGUGACUGUGGAGUGUGCGAGUGUGAUGAAGGUUGGUUCGGUGAUGCCUGCCAGUUUCAGGAAGAGUGUAACCUAUCCAGCAAGAAGAGCAGAGAGCUUUGCAAAAACCAACAGGGGGUGGUCUGCUCCAACAGAGGAACCUGCCACUGCGGUAGCUGCAUGUGUGACAAUGAAGACAACAGAGGCAUGGUAACAGGACGUUUCUGUGAGUGUGAUGACAGCGAGUGCCUGGAUGAGGAAACUGGAGAGAUUUGCGGAGGGCAUGGCCAAUGUUACUGUGGAAACUGUUACUGUGCUGCUGGUUGGCAUGGAGACAAAUGUGAGUUCCAGUGUGACAUGAGCCCAUGGGAAAGCAGGCAGAGAUGCACAUCUCCAGAUGGCAAAAUCUGCAGCAACAGAGGGACCUGUGUGUGUGGAGAGUGUAACUGCCAUGAUGUUGAUCCCUCUGGUGACUGGGGAGAUAUUCAUGGAGACACCUGCGAGUGCGACGAGAGGAACUGUCAUGCAACAUAUGACCGCUACACAGAUGACUUCUGCUCAGGUCAUGGCCAAUGCAACUGUGGCAGGUGUGACUGCAAGGAAGGGUGGGCAGGGAAUAAGUGUGAGCAUCCUCUGUCCUGUUCCCUGUCUUUGGAAAGCAGUUUGAAGAAGUGCAGAGGAACGUCCAAUUUGCCCUGCUUCGGACGAGGUCAGUGCCAGUGUGGACAGUGUACUUGCCACCCACCUGGGGACAGUCGUGUUCAUGGCAAAAACUGUGAGUGUGACGACCGUCAGUGCGAGGACAUCAAUGGAGAGGUCUGUGGUGGAGGUCACGGUUACUGUUCAUGUGGACGGUGCAUCUGUGAGGAGGGCUGGUUUGGGAAGCUGUGCCAGUUCCCCAGGUCUUGUGAUAUGAGCGAUGCCCAGAGCAAGGAGCUUUGUGAGACCUCUGAUGGUGUUAUAUGCAGUGGAAAAGGUUCCUGUCAUUGUGGUAAGUGUAUCUGCAAUCCCCAAGACUGGUGGGUGUCCGGAGAGUACUGUGAGUGUGACGACCGAGAGUGUGAUAAGCACGACGGGAUUAUCUGCACAGAGAUAUUUGGUGGUAGAUGUAUCUUUUCAACCGUGUGACAGGAGACCAGCAGGAGCCCUCUUCCUAACCCCAGCACCUCUGACUGACAGCUCCGGAAGCUUAUGGGGAGGUGUGGGGUAUAUACUGUAGCGAUAUAAUUCCUACAGUAGCAUGUUAUGCCACUUUGGCCCUCUUUAGAGAUAAAGAAGAAAAAACUAUAUGUCUUGACUAUUUAUCAGUCCUAAAACAACCAGUGUGAAUGGGUUGGUGACUUAACUUCUCUGUUAGUCAGACUUCUGGUAAUAUUAUGAUCCUAUUUCGUUUUCAUUUUGUUUGUGUUCCUACUACAGGAUCUGGUCAGAUAUAUAGAGAUGUUUGAGCUUUGUCCAAAUGUUGUAAAAACAAAACAUGAAUAAAUUAAUAUCGAAAAGUAAUUAAACUCCAUGUUUCUCCUGCUGUUAAGGCAGAAGCAGUGGAAAACCACAGACUGUCCCGAGCAAUGUCAUUGGUCUCCAUCCCCUAUCAGAGAGCUGCACCCAGGGAAGCAAGGAGUGUGAAAAGAGGAACCUUGUUAAAGGUCAGGCAUGAUGGCACAGCUCUUUUAAUUCACAGCUUUUCUUCUCACAUCUCACAGGGAAUGGGUUGUGCAACUGUGGCAACUGCGAGUGCUGGGACGGCUGGAAUGGGAACGCUUGUGAAAUCUGGAUGGGAGAAGAAUACUGAGGCCAACAGAGAACAGGACACUGGGUUCAGAGAAUUGAGACCUGGCUGCCCAGUGUGACCAGGAGCACCACGAGUCACGACCAAGCUGGUGAAACGCCAAGUUAUCGAAACCACGGGGAGGAGAAAGGAAGACUAAACAUGGACGUAGCUCUGCAUUUCACAAACAGCAUUCAUUGUUUUAUUGUACUGGUUACAAACUAUCCUUUUAAAACUGGGUUUUGUAGAUGAAAAGAAACAGCCAUAGCUCUGUGCUUAAAUCAUAUUACAAUGUAAACAUUUAUGUUUUCAAAGCAGCUUUUUUUUUUUUGGAUAUUGUAGGAAUGCUUACAUAUUUCAAAUGGCUAUAUAUAAUAGGAUGCAAGUACAUGACAGUUUUAAAUGCUGGAGAGAGGAUAAAACGUAUCAUUAAGAUGACUUUGUAGUAAUAUGUUUGAUACUGUGGUCUGUUUUUACUGGUAAAUGGUCUGCCCUUCCCACACUGGACUGAAAGUUUACUCGAAAGCUCGAGGCAUAGGUUACGCUGAGGUUUUUUAUUUCUUUUUCAUAAUAAAACAUUAAAUGUGCCGCAUGACACAACAUUUUGCAUGGAAAACAAUGCAAAGACCUUAAUCAUACAUGGUUACAAAUUUGUUAUAACAUGACAUAACUCCAAUGGGCAUACUUGCAAUGGUAUAUAUAGAGAGAGAUAUAUUAGAAAAUAAAUCAUUUUAUUAGUGCCUACUCUCCUCCGUCAAACAAACAGUCUGCCCUGAAACCUUUACUGUCUUAGUAGUGGUUAAAUUCUAAGUGGAAGAAACAAAGAGAAGGGAAUAAAUAGUUCAGUUGUGGCAUGCUGGAUGUCCAUGUCACUUCAAAUGGUGGUAUCAGGGGAUGAGAGCUGCACUGACACAAGAGCUCAGUCACCACUUGAAAAAAGGACCGAUAAGAAGUCACAAAGGAAAUUUAAUGUAAAUUCUACUUUGGCCUUUUUCAUGCUUAAACUAGCCAAUCCCCUCUGUUUUCUUUGUCCCCGAAAAAUGACAGGUGCAAUAAUAUACUGCACACUAUAUUGCAUUAAGUAUGUUACUGACUUUACAGUAUACCUUUAUAUAAAUAUUUUUUAUUCAAUAUGUUGUAUAAUGUGUAUACAACAAACACAAACUGUAUAGUGUAGACAAACUCGUUGCAUAUAUGUAAAAUUAGCAGUACAUACCAACAGUUCUUGAUUGACAUAGCCUACUACAUGCAGUUCAUCAAUGCCAUCCUCUCCCCAUGCAACAGAUGGGACAACAUACAAAAUAAGAGGUUCGAAAACAGAAGCUAGGAUAUUCUCGUAACACAUUUGAACAAAUGGGGUAACAAAGCAAAAACGCGAUUGGGAUCUGGAGACGAAAUCGACACACAACCCGUAUACGAGAGAGAUGAGGACGAACAAAACAAAUGGCGGCUACAGCAAUCCAAACAGAUGUACUUGUACACACUGGUCAUUUACAAAAAUAAAGCCAGCCUUGAAGGAGCCAGUUAACUGGGCUGCAGGGCUGGGGCAGUCACCAGCCCAGCAUGUAGAGUUUUGUAAGAGCGGAGGAUGACAGUGGUUUCCAGCUCCUGUGUGUGUGUAUAUGACACCAUUUUUAGGAUUAACAGCUUUGUACAGACAAAUAUUGAUAUCUAUGUGAUGUGCUUUGAUGUGUUGUAAUAAGAAAUGGCCAUGUAUAAUCCCAAUAAACUCAGAAAAAUGA